AGACCAGGUAGACCAAAUGAUAAAUCAAAAAGUGACUAUAAAAAGAAGAAGAAUAACACCAAAAAAAAACAAACUUCAUUACAAAUAAAGCCGAAAAGUCAACCAGCAUAAAUAUUAAAAAUUAAAAUAUAUUUAUAUUUACUCUGAUUAAAAAAAUCUUGCAAUGCUUCCUUUAUCACUUUUGCGAACAGCACAGAAUCAUCCUAUGCUGGUUGAAUUAAAAAAUGGAGAAACUUACAAUGGUCACUUGGUCAGUUGUGAUAAUUGGAUGAACAUAAAUCUUAGAGAAGUAAUUUGUACAUCAAGGGAUGGUGAUAAGUUUUGGAGAAUGCCAGAAUGCUAUAUUCGUGGCAGUACCAUUAAAUAUCUUCGUAUACCAGAUGAAGUUAUUGAUAUGGUCAAAGAAGAAGCAGUAGUUAAAAAUAAGGGAAGAAAUGAUAUGAAAGGUGGAAGAGGAGGACAAAAUCAAAGGAAUAGGCCAGCAUCUCGGGGAAACUUUGGAGGUGCCAGGGGUAACAAACAAGGAGGUCAAGGAGGAAGAAAUCCUCAGCUACAGAAGCAGAAGCCAAAAUGAUUUGUAUAUUAUUGUACGCUUAGGUUUACUGUCAUAAUUUAAGAAUUAUUAUUAAUAAAUUGCAAAUGUGUAUAAA
This is a messenger RNA of Diabrotica virgifera virgifera (western corn rootworm), 650 nucleotides long. Its product is annotated as U6 snRNA-associated Sm-like protein LSm4. Gene Ontology annotation, biological process: nuclear-transcribed mRNA catabolic process; spliceosomal snRNP assembly; P-body assembly. Gene Ontology annotation, molecular function: U6 snRNA binding. The coding region runs from base 164 to 574 and encodes 136 amino acids. The record is from RefSeq and is a predicted model, not a curated record. NCBI's taxonomy places the organism in Eukaryota, Metazoa, Arthropoda, Insecta, Coleoptera, Chrysomelidae. Gene Ontology annotation, cellular component: P-body; U6 snRNP; spliceosomal tri-snRNP complex. The transcript is spliced from 5 exons.